This is a messenger RNA of Rhincodon typus (whale shark), 622 nucleotides long. It is a transcript of the gene ndufa6, whose product is annotated as NADH:ubiquinone oxidoreductase subunit A6. NCBI's taxonomy places the organism in Eukaryota, Metazoa, Chordata, Chondrichthyes, Orectolobiformes, Rhincodontidae. The transcript is spliced from 3 exons. The record is from RefSeq and is a predicted model, not a curated record. Bases 81 to 467 code for a protein of 128 amino acids. Gene Ontology annotation, biological process: response to oxidative stress.
ACGGUUAGACGUCCCACCCUCCACCUGCAGUUUGGGACCAAUCAGCAAAUAGGAAUCCCCAACGGGUUGGAGGGGUGAAGAUGGCGGCGGCGGCUGGGGCCGGCCGUGUGAUGGGCGCCGUCAAGGUGGUGAAGCCGUUUAUGUCCCGGAAUCAGAGCGAAGCUAAACGCCGGGUGCGAGAGCUUUAUCGAGCCUGGUACCGGGAGGUGCCCAACACCAUACAGAAAUUCUAUCUGGAUAUCUCAGUAAAACAGGGACGAGAUAAGGUGCGGGAAAUGUUCAUGAAAAACGCCCAUGUCACUGACCCCCGGAUUAUCGACCUGCUGGUGAUAAAGGGUAAAAUGGAUCUGGAAGAAACUAUACAAGUUUGGAAGCAGCGGACACACAUCAUGCGUUACUUCCACGAGACAGAAACACCCCGACCCACAGACUUCCUCUCCAGAUUCUACAUAGGGCACGAUGUAUGAAUAAUAAGGGAAGUGGCCAUUGUAAAAUAAAUGUAUUCAGAAAUAAUUUGAAAAAAAAUUGAAUGGAUUUAAUAGUCUGUAAUUCAAGGGAGCUUGGUGGUUGCUCCUGAUUACUGAGAAUGAUACCAUUAAAAGGUUACAGAUAUUUUCUUACA